GGCUUGGGGAACCCUGGAUCCCUAGCCACACACUGGUAAGAGCUCAUGACUCUUUUCCUUCCUUCCUUCCUUCUUUCUUUCUUUCUUUCUUUCUUUCUUUCUUUCUUUCUUUCUUUCUUUCUUAACUUUAAUUUUAUUUAUAUAUUUAUUUAUUACAAUUUAUUCACCAUGACUCUUUCCUGAGCCUGCUUGCAUAGCUGGUCUCAGGACAAGGCAAGAGUCAGUUCGGAACGACACUGAGGAGUAACAUUUAUGGAGCAUUUACUGGACAGUCUUUGUGCACCAUAACGCCACCUCAUUAAACCUUACCGCCAAUCUGCGGGGCAGGCGUGAUCCCUGCUUUUACAGUGGAGGAAAGUGAGGCUCGGGGACACAAUAAUGAAGGCUAUGAGAGCAUUUGAAGAAUUUGGUGUGGGUGUGGGAAAGCCCCAACCAAGCAAAGCAAAAUCCCCAGAGCCCUCCCCCGGACUCCAUUUCCCAGAAUGCAAUGCUCCUGGAUGAUGGGAGGAGGAUCUGUGAAGGGUUAGCCCAGCCCAGGCCUGAAGCUAGGAAAGGGCGCCGGAGACCCUAGCAGGGCAGUCACAUCCCAGGACUCUUGUUCUGCAGACGGAAGGAAUGCGGCCACGGCCCAUAGCAUCAGGAUCCACAAUUCAUUUGUCAGGGUGCUGGCUCAGUCUAAUCUUGUUCUCACCUCCUCCAGGCAGGCGCCUGUAUCCUGGAGUAUGCCACCCCCUUGCAGACCUUGUUUGUCAUGUCACGGGAUGGGAAAGCUGGCUUCAGUCGGGAGGAUCGACUUGAGCAGGCCAAACUCUUCUGCCGGACACUUGAGGACAUCCUGGCCGAUUUCCCUGAGUCUCGAAAUACCUGCCGCCUCAUUGUCUACCAAGGAAACUCCUGGAGAGCCUGUCCCCGCCCCCGCCCCCCCCCCUCGCCCCAGCACUCCCUCUCUCUUCUCCAUUAUGGACAGAGAUACACCGAGGAGCCUGCUGGCUACACACCCAGCUAAUAUGGGGACCAACGGAGCCAUGCGGCUGGGUUCAGCAAUCCUUGGUUUACUCCUGCUCCAAGGCUACAACUCUCAGGCUACAACAACUCAGACCUCUCAGGGGCUUUUCAGGAGUCUGAACUCCCAGCCAGUUUCUCUCAGCUCAGGAGAUAAAUCUUCCUCAGAGCCUGGUAGCACAAGGUUUCUGCUGAGCACCGUCACUCCAGAAAUUCUACAGAAGGCUUCGCAAGGCUCCUUGGUGUCCAGUCAACCUGUGACGCCGAGGUCAAGCACCAUGGGUAAUUACUCCCUUUCUUUGCCUGGCUCGAUGUCCUACCAGCCACAGAAGUACACACUGGGACCUGAUGCAGGCACAGGGACCCCAGGAAGCAGCAGCAGCAGCAGCAGCAGCAGCAGCAGCAGCAGCAGCAGCAGCAGCAGCAGCACUGGCAAGAGCAGGAGAGGAGAAGCAUCUCUGAGUGCUACUCCCAGUCCAGCAACCACCAGCCUGUGGACCAGGGAAGAUGUGACCAUCCUGCCUAGCCCCACAUCAGAGUCAGUGCUCACUGUGGCUGCCUUUGGUGUUAUCAGCUUCAUUGUCAUCCUGGUGGUUGUAGUGAUUAUUCUAGUCAGUGUGGUCAGUCUGAGGUUUAAGUGUCGGAAGAACAAGGAUUCGGAAGAUCCACAGAAACCAGGGAGCUCAGGGCUGACUGAAAGCUGUUCCACAGCCAACGGAGAGAAAGAGAGCAUCACGCUCAUCUCCAUGAAGAACAUCAACACGAAUAACAGCAAAGGCUGCACCUCCGAGGAAAAGAUUCUUUAAAAGUGACCUUGAGCCCAGGGUCCAAAUGUGAUGCAGCUGUCCAGUGAUCAGGAGGAAGAGAAGAGAUGAGAUUGGUGAAGGCAGCAGAUCACAUAUAAGUUAUUUUGUUAUGUGUCUGCUCCCAGCUCUAAAGGACACGACAUUCCUCUUGAUCUAGAAGCAAUCUACCACGAGAGAGACUCCUUCCCACUUGGAAGCCACUCUAGACAUUCAACCUGCCUCCCUCCUCCUCAGGAACACAGGGAAUAGGAGUGAACCGGGCAACAUUUAAGGAAGUGAUAAGGUGGACUGGUCCAGUCUGCUCGAAUUAAAGUUAUUUUCUGGGGCUGGAGAGAUGCCUCAGGCUCAGAGCUUAAGAGCACGGACUGUUCUUUCAAAGGUCCUGAGUUCAAUUCCCAGCAACCAUGUGGUGGCUCACGACCAUCUAUAAUGAGAUCUAGUGCCGUCUUCUCUCGUACAGGCACACAUGCAAGCAGAACGCUGUGUAAAUAAUAAAUAAAUAAGUCUUUAAAAAAUUACUUACUGACCUGGAAUCCAAUUUCUUUUAAGGUUUAUGUUCCCAUCUACCUACCUUCCUUUCUGCCUUCUUUUCGUAUAUGCAUUUCGUACGUAUAUGCAUUGUGUGCAUUCAGGAACCUACAGAGGGCAUGGAUCCCCUGGAACUGGAGUUACAGAUGGUUGUGAGCUAUUCUGUGGGUACCAGGAAUUGAACUUGGGUCUUCUCUUAGAGCAGUAAGUGCUCUUAACUGCUGAACCAUCUCUCUCUCUCUCACCCCAUAUAUAUAUAAUAUAAGAAAUA
This is a messenger RNA of Meriones unguiculatus (Mongolian gerbil), 2607 nucleotides long. RefSeq names its product endothelial cell surface expressed chemotaxis and apoptosis regulator (gene Ecscr). The coding region runs from base 723 to 1808 and encodes 361 amino acids. The transcript has 12 exons. Gene Ontology annotation, cellular component: cytosol; plasma membrane. The record is from RefSeq and is a predicted model, not a curated record. Gene Ontology annotation, biological process: positive regulation of proteasomal protein catabolic process; negative regulation of angiogenesis; positive regulation of endothelial cell apoptotic process. Lineage: Eukaryota; Metazoa; Chordata; Mammalia; Rodentia; Muridae.